Sinocyclocheilus rhinocerous is the source of this 1046-nucleotide messenger RNA. Its product is annotated as dnaJ homolog subfamily C member 5-like. Bases 183 to 818 code for a protein of 211 amino acids. The record is from RefSeq and is a predicted model, not a curated record. NCBI's taxonomy places the organism in Eukaryota, Metazoa, Chordata, Actinopteri, Cypriniformes, Cyprinidae. The transcript has 7 exons.
UACUUGACGUAGGAACUUUAUUUCCUACUUCCUGGUCUAAACUCUGAUCAAGAUCAAUGGCUCCACUUCACUUUUCGCCGUUGAAACGCUGUAAAUAUUAGUAGAAAUGAAUACACAAGUAACUUUAUUAAAAAUCGACUACUUUUCAUAAACGUCUUUAGUGUUUUUAGCAGAAUUUGACAAUGGCAGAUACAAGCCGCCCUCAGCGCAAGCUGUCCCGAUCUGGAGAGAGUUUAUACGAGAUAUUAGGCUUGCCGAAAGGAGCUUCAUCUGAGGAUAUUAAGAAAGCAUACAGGAAACUGGCACUGAAGUAUCACCCAGACAAGAACCCCAACAACCCUGAAGCGGCGGAGAAGUUCAAAGAGAUCAACAAUGCCAACGCCAUCCUCAACAACGACACCAAACGACAGAUCUACGAUGAAUAUGGCUCCUUGGGCCUCUACGCCGCAGACCAGUUCGGAGAGGAGGGCGUUAAAUACUACUUCCUCAUGUCCAAAUGCUGGUUUAAGGCGCUCCUGGGAUUGGGAGUGAUCUUCACAUGUUGCUGCUGCUGUUGCUGCUGUUGCUGCUGUUGCGGUAAAUGUGGCGGUUCAGAGAACGAAGAUCAUUUUCACUAUGUGGAUCCAGAUGAGCUGGAGGCGGAGAUGUCAGAGGAGCAGAACAGAGGCAAUGACACAGUAAUAACAGGACAGCCUAUUCCCAGUCCAGCACCUGGAAAUUCAGGAAGCACUGUGAUUGUAGGAAUGGCCAUUCCUGCCCACUCAGAUGGAGACACUUCUGUACUGAUCACUCCAGAUGCACAUGUGGCACAGGAGUAGAGCAAACUACGACCUCCAGACUUGUUAGGAAGACUGACUUACUCCUGUUUCUGGUUGUAGAAAUGAGGACACUGCUGUAGAAAUGCGUUUGAGCAUCAGUGGUUUGUAUUACAUAGUGCCUGUGCAGUUUUUGUGACUCGUUUGAUCUCCACACAUAAUGCUAUUUCUGUUUACAUCAUUUUAUAAUUGCCUUUUGGUUGCUUGAAUGUCUUGUGAUUUUUUUUUUUU